Molecule: messenger RNA, 1332 nt
Organism: Lontra canadensis (Northern American river otter)
Lineage: Eukaryota; Metazoa; Chordata; Mammalia; Carnivora; Mustelidae
Gene: SIRT7
Product: sirtuin 7
Exons: 10
Coding region: 44-1246 (400 amino acids)
Molecular function (GO): NAD+ binding
Source: RefSeq, a predicted model, not a curated record
CCUGCCCGGAGGCGGAAGCGGAAGCGCGGGUCUCCCGGGAGCGAUGGCAGCCGGGGGUCCCAGCCGCUCGGAGCGCAAGGCGGCGGAGCGGGUCCGGAGGCUGAGGGAGGAGCAGCAGCGGGAGCGCCUCCGCCAGGUGUCGCGCAUCCUGAGGAAGGCGGCGGCCGAGCGCAGCGCCGAGGAGGGCCGGCUCCUGGCCGAGAGCGAGGACCUGGUGACCGAGCUGCAGGGCCGGAGCAGGCGGCGCGAGGGCCUGAAGCGGCGGCAGGAGGAGGUGUGCGACGACCCGGAGGAGCUGCGGAGGAAGGUCCGGGAGCUGGCCGGCGCCGUGCGGAACGCCAAGUACCUGGUGGUCUACACCGGCGCGGGCAUCAGCACGGCAGCCUCUAUCCCAGAUUACCGGGGCCCUAAUGGAGUGUGGACUCUGCUUCAGAAAGGGAGAAGUGUUAGUGCUGCCGACCUGAGUGAGGCUGAGCCGACCCUCACCCACAUGAGCAUCGCCCGCUUACAUGAGCAAAAGCUGGUGCAGCACGUGGUGUCUCAGAACUGUGACGGGCUCCACCUGCGGAGUGGGCUGCCCCGCACGGCCAUCUCGGAGCUCCACGGGAACAUGUACAUCGAAGUGUGCACAGCCUGCACCCCCAACAGAGAGUACGUGAGAGUGUUCGAUGUGACCGAGCGCACCGCCCUGCACCGCCACCAGACGGGCCGGGCCUGCCACAAGUGCGGGGCCCAGCUCCGGGACACCAUCGUGCACUUCGGGGAGAGGGGGACCCUGGGGCAGCCUCUGAACUGGGAGGCAGCCACUCAGGCAGCCAGCAAAGCAGAUACAAUCCUGUGUUUAGGCUCCAGCUUAAAGGUCUUGAAGAAGUAUCCUCGUCUCUGGUGCAUGACCAAGCCCCCCAGCCGGCGGCCCAAGCUCUACAUCGUGAACUUGCAGUGGACCCCAAAGGAUGACUGGGCUGCCCUGAAGCUUCACGGAAAGUGUGAUGACGUCAUGCAGCUCCUCAUGGAUGAGCUGGGCCUGGAGAUCCCCCCCUAUAGCAGGUGGCAGGACCCCAUCUUCUCCCUGGCAACUCCCCUGCGUGCGGGUGAGGAAGGUAGCCACACUCGGAAGUCGCUGUGCAGAAGCCGAGAGGAGCCUCCGCCUGGAGACCGGGGUGCACCGCUCAGCUCAGCCCCGGUCCUAGGCGGCUGGUUUGGCAGGGGCUGCACUAAACGCACAAAAAGGAAGAAAGUGACGUAACCCGGUGCUGGACAAGAACAAAUGGCACUUUGCAGAUGUCAGAACUCGUAUUCAGGGGCGAGGCCGGGACUGCCCCCCAAGUCCCA